AUGAUACAACAAGUGCAGCAAGCUGUCUUCGAUCCAAAAAGGUUCCUGGUCGAUAUCCAAGAAACAUGUCGCGCGAUCGGUGCUCCAUUAUCCCAGGAAAUAACCCUGAAAGUCCUGGAGACUUUCCAAGCCAGCUUCGCUCGAGGGGCUGUCUUGUGGAGAACCACCGAUCUCCCUGGAGAUGCUCUCAAUUUUCGAUUUUACGAGCGUGUGUCUAUCGACGCUGUAUCUUGUGCAGUGAACGCCAAACUAUUACAGCCGAAUCAUCCCCUGUCCCAGAUGAUCGUCUCCUGGAGUUCCUUAUACUCGGGAGCUCCGCAACAAUCCUGUGACUUUGAUACCAAGCGAGGCCUUACUAAAAUCUGGGUGUAUCUGGGGGAUAUGCGCCCUCUAGGCGACAUAUUGAGCGCACCCCAUGUUCCUCUGUCUAUACGCAACCACGCAAAGUCUUUCUAUAACCUUGGCUUAAAGAUCAUUCGACACGUUGCCGCCGAUUUUACGUCGAACACAGUCAACAUCUACUUUCGUGCGCACGGCCCGUUGACGCUGGAGCGAGCAAGAAGCUUAGUGGGCCUGGCCGACCCUACCUACCUUCUGACGCGCGAGGAGGUGGAAGAGAUGCGGCGGUUUCUAAACCCUGUGGGAUUCACCUUUGCCGUUACGAUGGAUUAUACCACAGGUGAAAUAAAAAGAGUGGGAGUGUAUGCUCUGAAGCUGGCGCCGGGCACCUACCCACCAAUGGAUGAGAGGUUGAAGAUAUUUUUUACCCAGGCACCAUCACAUGAUGAGGAAGAGAUGAACGCAAUAGCAUGGUCAUUUGGCAAAGGUGGUGCUAGAUAUGUCAAGGCAGAGAGGAGCUACUGUGGGGGGCUGGUACCGUUGAUGAGGCAAUGGAACAGCGCGAUGAGUUCAUAG
Messenger RNA from Aspergillus pseudoviridinutans, 915 nucleotides. RefSeq names its product putative secondary metabolism biosynthetic enzyme. Bases 1 to 915 code for a protein of 304 amino acids. The record is from RefSeq and is a predicted model, not a curated record. Lineage: Eukaryota; Fungi; Ascomycota; Eurotiomycetes; Eurotiales; Aspergillaceae. Gene Ontology annotation, molecular function: transferase activity. The transcript has a single exon.